UACAAAUAAAAAGUUGGGCAAGAGAAAAAGGCAUAGCAAAAAUGGCGAGAGGAUUUGGGAAAGUGGACACAAAUGCUUCAGUUGAAAAUGACGCAAAUCUUGUCAUAAUCUGAACGUCACUUCCCUCAAUUUCCACAAAACCUAUAAAUAAACAGAUUCCAAAAAUAUAUCAUUAAAAAAAUGAAAUCUUGAUUACUAUAAUCUAACUGGGUCCCUUGAAUUUUGUGCUGAAACACAUUAAUCUCGAGAGGCCCCAGACCAGAAUUUCUAGACAAAAAUCAAAGUCAUAAGAUUUUUUCCGGUCAAUCGGUUUACCUUUCUCGAGCUCUAAAGAUCCAAGCAUAAAACUUUCACCUUUAUUCUUUAAACCCUGCCUAGAAGGUGUUUGUGAAAAGGGUUCUAUGAGAUCUUGUUGUUGUGUUGAUUUUAUUAGGUCAUUUGGAGUAAUUUAGAGUUUAGAUUCUUGAAAACACUCACUCACACACACACAUGGGUUUGGGAAAUUUGAGGUGGUGAUGUUGUAUUCAUGGCUAGAGCAACUGUAAAUAUUGGUGGUGAUGCAAAUAGAAGAGCAAGUUCAGGGAUGCCAAGCUUUAUUUCUCAAGCACCACUUUCCAACACCAUAGGUAAAGAAGCUAAUGCAGCACAGACUUCUGUGCGACCUGAUUUGGGGGGUCUCGAACAGUAUAUUGGAUUUCGCGUUGGAGAUGCCAGUAAUGCCUCCCAUGUUCUGAAUAGCCAAACAAUGAGCCCGGAUCCACGUAAUCAGUCUGGUGCAUUCGAUAUGUAUGUACAGUCUAGUGCUUCGACAAAUGCAAACUUCUCCCGGGAUUUUCGAUCCGGGGCAGGACAAGUGCAGAAGGGCUUGCAGCAAAAUCUAGUAUCUGCAACCGGUGCUCAAGAUGAAAACUGGAGAGAAUCCAACAUGGCAGAUUCGAGUUCGCACACAGAAACCUCAACGGAUAUGGACCCGGAUGAUAAAAAUUACAAGUUUGAAAUAGGUCAAUCCACGGCUGUUGGAGCCUCUGAUUCCGGUGACAGAUCGAAGACAUUACGGAGGCUUGCUCAGAAUCGAGAAGCUGCAAGGAAAAGCAGACUGAGGAAGAAAGCCUACGUGCAGCAGCUGGAGAAUAGCCGUCUGAAGCUGACUCAACUGGAGCAGGAGGUGCAGCAGGCACGCCAGCAGGGCGUGAUCGUUUCAAGCAAUGGAGAUCAAUCCAAUGCCGGAACUGGCAACGGGGCCUUAGCUUUUGAUAUGGAAUAUACAAGGUGGGUGGAAGAGCAGAACAGAAGGAUAAACGAGCUGAGGGCGGCCGUUAACUCACACGUGAGCGAUGCAGAGCUCGUUACGAUCGUGGAGAACACUGCGACACACUUCAACGAGAUCUUCACGCUGAAAGGCAACGCAGCCAAGGCGGAGGUGUUUCACAUCUUAUCAGGAAUGUGGAAGACUCCAGCGGAGAGGUGUUUUCUGUGGAUUGGUGGUUUUCGGCCGUCGGAACUUCUGAAGAUUCUGGUGAGCCAGCUUGAGCCUCUAACGGAGCAGCAGCUGACGGGGAUCUGUAACCUGCAGCAGUCGUCAAACCAGGCAGAAGACGCACUCUCACAGGGUAUGGAGGCAUUGCAGCAGUCUCUAGCGGAGACGUUGGCCAGUGGUUCGAGUGCGAAUGUGGCGAAUUAUAUGGGUCAGAUGGCGAUGGCGAUGGGGAAACUAGGCACUCUUGAAGGUUUUCUACAACAGGCGGACAACUUGAGACAACAAACUCUACAACAGAUGCAUCGCACGCUGACGACGCGACAGUCGGCUCGUGCUCUUCUGUUGAUACACGACUACUUCUCGAGGCUUCGAGCCCUUAGCUCUCUGUGGCUUGCAAGGCCCAAAGAAGGCUAAAUUGAUACAUAUAUAUCAAUCAUGAUUGUGCAAUGCAAUUGGUGAAGGUUAGAUAUAAAUUUGUAAUUUAUUGAAAAUUGGGACAUAAAGUGUUGCUUACCCCCGAAAGGAGGAACAUGUAGCUUAGAAUAGGAGCAAUACUCAUAGGGAGAUGAUGAUUGAUCAUACAACUCAAUCAAAUGAAGUUACUUAGCAUCUUCAA
Molecule: messenger RNA, 2093 nt
Organism: Salvia miltiorrhiza (redroot sage)
Lineage: Eukaryota; Viridiplantae; Streptophyta; Magnoliopsida; Lamiales; Lamiaceae
Product: transcription factor HBP-1b(c38)-like
Exons: 10
Coding region: 527-1891 (454 amino acids)
Biological process (GO): regulation of DNA-templated transcription; DNA-templated transcription
Molecular function (GO): sequence-specific DNA binding; DNA-binding transcription factor activity
Source: RefSeq, a predicted model, not a curated record